Messenger RNA from Amphibalanus amphitrite, 869 nucleotides. RefSeq names its product lectin BRA-3-like. Bases 1 to 597 code for a protein of 198 amino acids. The record is from RefSeq and is a predicted model, not a curated record. Lineage: Eukaryota; Metazoa; Arthropoda; Thecostraca; Balanomorpha; Balanidae. The transcript has a single exon.
AUGAAGGUGCUCCUCCCACUUGCCGCUCUAUGCGCGGCGCUAGCCGCUGCCAGCGCCGUCUGUCCAUCCAGCGAGUGGCACGCCUUUGAGGGCAAAUGCUACUGGCGCUCUCCGUUCCACCUGGAGUGGCGUUCGAUUGCCAGCGUGUGCGCCUGGGCGUUCCCCGGCUCCACACCCGUCUCUGUGCACUCUCUGACCGUCAACUCCUUCCUCGCCGAGCACGUUCUGAAGUAUGAUAACGGCUGGCUGGGCCUGCGGCGGGCGGGUACCGACCAGCCGUGGUACUGGGCCGACGGAACGCCAUUCGACUGGAGCCACUGGAAGGAGGGACAGCCGGCCGCCGAGGGCGAGCUGUGUGGUCUCAUCAAUCGCGGCUCGACGGGAGAGUGGCGAGCCACGGACUGUGUCGAGGGCUACACCAGGUUCAUCUGUCAGAUGGAUGAGCUGCCAGAGCCGACCACGACCGAGGCAAUGACGACGGAAGCUACGACUACUGAGGCUCCGACGACUCAGGCACCGACAACUACUGAGGCUCCUACCACUACUGAGCCUCCCACUACGACCACCAAGCCCCCGACCACGACGGUGCCUAUGUGAAAAGGCGUCGCUGGGACCAGCAGCCUGGGGCGAGGAGCUACAUGACUGAUCUACAGUCAGCAAGUCAGAAAUGGUGUGAUACUGCUUCAGCACAACUGUAGGUAAAAUGUUGAGCAGCCUAGCAAAAUGUUGAGCAGCCUAGCCUGUUGGGGGACAAAGUAGUUCGAAAUGUGCAGAGUGGCUUUCAGUGAAUGACGUGGACAAUUAUUGACAGUAUUUUAAAGACAUUAACAUUGAGAGUUGGAUGAUAUACAAUACAUUUUUAUGUAUGU